Engraulis encrasicolus (European anchovy) is the source of this 1634-nucleotide messenger RNA. RefSeq names its product phospholysine phosphohistidine inorganic pyrophosphate phosphatase (gene lhpp). Lineage: Eukaryota; Metazoa; Chordata; Actinopteri; Clupeiformes; Engraulidae. Gene Ontology annotation, molecular function: inorganic diphosphate phosphatase activity; phosphatase activity. The record is from RefSeq and is a predicted model, not a curated record. The coding region runs from base 89 to 907 and encodes 272 amino acids. Gene Ontology annotation, cellular component: cytosol. Gene Ontology annotation, biological process: dephosphorylation. The transcript has 7 exons.
AUGAACUGUUUACACUCCUGCGAGCCAGAACGAAAACUCCAUAUCCCACAACUCUUUGCGCGAACUCACUCAGCUGCUGUAUUCCAUAAUGGCCGAACAUAAGUGGACCGGUUGUGUUAAAAGUCUGAAAGGUGUGAUUUUAGACAUGUGUGGCGUGUUGUAUGACAGUGGAGAGGGCGGAGGUGUACCCAUAUCAGGAUCAAUUGAGGCUGUGAAAAGGUUGAAGGAGUCAGACCUGCAGUUGCGUUUUUGUACGAAUGAGACUCAAGCCACUCGUGAGAAGUUUGUGUCGAAGCUCCAGCGGAUGGGGUUCGAGCUGAGUGUGAGUGAGGUGUUCCCUCCCGCGCCGGCGGUGGCGGCCAUCUUGAAGGAGCGGGGACUCAGACCCCACCUGCUGGUGCAUGAUGAUGUGAUGCCCGAGUUCGACAAUGUGGAUAAGACGAAUCCCAACUGCGUGGUCAUCGGAGACGCGGCGGAGAAGUUCUCUUAUAAGAACCUGAACGAUGCUUUUCAGGUCCUCAUCGGCUUGGAGAAACCCGUGCUCUUCUCAAUGGGGAAAGGACGAUAUUACAAAGAGACAGAUGGACUAAAGCUGGAUGUUGGGGUAUACAUGAAGGCUCUGGAGUAUGCCAGUGAGGUGGAGGCGGAGGUGGUGGGUAAACCGUCCUCCAUGUUCUUCCAGACUGUGCUGAAUGACAUGGGACUGCAGCCACACGAGGUGCUGAUGAUUGGUGACGAUCUAGUGAACGACGUCGGUGGAGCACAGCAGUGUGGGAUGAAGGGACUCCAAGUUAGAACCGGAAAAUACAGACCCAGUGAUGAGAGGCAUGCGAGUGUGACGGCUGACGGGUAUGUUGACAACCUGGCAACCGCAGUGGACCUCAUCUUGAAGAACAGAGCCCAGUAAAGGAGCCCACUACACCUGGCAACCGCAGUGGACCUCAUCCUGAACCACAGAGCCCAGUAAAGGAGGCCACUACACCUGGCAACCGCAGUGGACCUCAUCCUGAACCACAGAGACCAGUACACCUAGACCCCACAGAGGCUAGUGAAGAAAGCCCACAACAUACAAAUAAUAAUAAUAAUAAUAAUAAUAAUAAUAAUAGUAAUAUUAAUAAUAAUAAUAUGGGGGUGAAGGGGCAGGGGAAGGGCCAGUGAUGUUUAAGUCCAUAUGCCUCUGUGAAUAGAUGGGAUUUGGGAUAUAGAGUAGAAUAGAGUAGCCCUUUUGAUCAGCUAGCUCAGGUGAGGGUUAAGAUGCCACCGUGAAAGCAUGGGAGAAGGGAUGGGGUACGGGACAAUACUGUAAUGGAGGGAUGCGGUACGGGACUAUACUGUAAUGGAGGAAUGCGGUACGGGAAAAUACUGUAAUGGAGGAGGGAUGCGGUACGGGACAAUACUGUAAUGGAGGAGGGAUGGGGUACGGGUCAAUACUGUAAUGGAGGGAUGCGGUACGGGACAAUACUGUAAUGGAGGAAUGCGGUACGGGACUAUACUGUAAUGGAGGAGGGAUGGGGUACGGGACUAUACUGUAAUGGAGGAGGGAUGCGGUACGGGACAAUACUGUAAUGGAGGAAUGCGGUACGGGACAAUACUGUAAUGGAGGAAUGCGGUACGGGAAAAUACUGUAAUGGAGG